AGAGAGAGGCUGCCAGGGUGAAUGGAGGCGACAAGAUGCCGUCUGCAACGGCGGAGAAGAGGAAUUAACAUCGAUAAAGAUCUGACUUUGACGUACUCCAACUAUUAAGGCAUGAAGUAAGUCUCCCAUGUGUGGUUCAGAGAGCAAUCUCAUUUCAGCGUGCCCCCGUUAAGGACCCUCUGGUGGCUACACCGCUGAUUCACAGGACAUGUACGGCAGUGCCAGAGCUGUAGGCCAUAUAGAGAGCAGCCCCGCACGGUCCCCGCGCCUGCCAAGGUCCCCCAGACUGGGCCAUCGGAGGGCCAACAGUGGGGGCGGGGGUGGUGCGGGGGGCAAGACGCUCUCCAUGGAGAACAUCCAGUCCCUCAACGCUGCCUACGCCACAUCAGGGCCCAUGUACCUGAGCGACCACGAGGGCGUGGGCUCCACUGCCACUUACCCUAAGGGCACCAUGACUCUGGGUCGCGCCACCAGCCGGGCCAUGUACGGGGGCCGCGUCACAGCCAUGGGCAGCAGUCCCAACAUCGCUUCCGUGGGGCUGCCCCAUGCUGACCUUCUGUCUUACAGUGACCUGGGCUCCCUCUCCAUGCUGCACUCCCACCACCACCACCAGGGGGUGCCCUCUGCCCUGCUGAGGCAGGCGGUGCGGGGCAGUGGUGGGGAGCUGCUGGAGAUACAGGCCCAGUUCAGGGAGAUGCAGAGGGAGAAUGAGCUGCUGCGCAGGGAGCUUGACCUGAAGGACAGUAAGUUGGGAUCGUCCACCAACAGCAUCAAGAGCUUCUGGAGUCCUGAGCUGAAGAAAGAGAGAAUAAUGAGGAAAGAGGAGGCCGCACGCACAUCGAUCCUGAAGGAGCAGAUGAGAGUCACCCAUGAAGAGAACCAGCAUCUCCAGAUGACCAUCCAGGCUCUGCAGGACGAGCUGCGCACACAGCGAGACCUGAACCAUCUGCUGCAGCAAGAGAGCGGCAACCGCUCCGGUUCCGAUCACUUCACCACCAUCGAGCUGACGGAAGAGAACUUCCGUCGGCUGCAGGCCGAACACGACCGGCAAGCCAAAGAGCUCUUCUUGCUGAGAAAGACGCUGGAGGAGAUGGAGCUGAGGAUCGAGACACAGAAGCAGACGCUGGGUGCCAGAGACGAGUCCAUUAAGAAGCUUCUGGAGAUGCUGCAGAGCAAAGGGCUGCCCCAAGGGCCAGGCAGGGCAUCCGAGGAGGAAGAGCAGGAGAGAGCCAGGCGGAUAGCCGAGGCAGAGGCCCAGCUGGGACACCUGGAGGUCAUUCUGGAUCAGAAGGAGAAAGAGAACAUCCAUCUACGAGAGGAACUGCACAGAAGAAAUCAGCUGCACCAAGAUCCAAGCAAAACUAAGGCCCUGCAGACCAUCAUCGAGAUGAAAGACACCAAAAUUGCCUCUCUGGAGCGCAACAUCCGAGAUCUAGAGGAUGAGAUCCAGAUGCUGAAGGCGAACGGCUUACUGAACACGGAGGACAGAGAGGAGGAGAUCAAGCAGAUGGAGGUCUACAAGAACCACUCAAAGUUCAUGAAGACCAAGAUUGACCAGCUGAAGCAGGAGCUGUCGAAGAAGGAGUCGGAGCUGUUGGCUCUGCAGACAAAACUAGAGACCCUCAACAACCAGAACUCUGACUGCAAACAGCAUAUCGAGGUGCUCAAAGAGUCUCUCACUGCCAAGGAGCAACGUGCUGCCAUCCUGCAAACAGAGGUGGAUGCUCUUCGUCUGCGUCUGGAGGAGAAAGAGUCUUUCCUGAAUAAGAAGACCAAGCAGCUGCAGGACCUGACGGAGGAGAAGGGCACUCUCGCUGGAGAAAUCAGGGACAUGAAGGACAUGCUGGAGGUCAAAGAGCGGAAGAUCAAUGUCCUGCAGAAGAAGAUUGAGAACCUGCAGGAGCAGCUGCGGGACAAAGACAAGCAGCUGAGCAACCUGAAGGACAGGGUCAAGUCUCUGCAGACCGACUCCAGUAACACAGACACUGCCUUGGCCACCCUGGAGGAGGCGCUGUCAGAGAAGGAGAGGAUUAUAGAGCGUUUAAAGGACCAAAGAGAGAGAGAGGACAGAGAACGUCUGGAGGAGGUGGAGUCGUACAAGAAGGAGAACAAGGACCUAAAGGAGAAGGUCAACAGCCUGCAGAUAGAGUUAACAGACAAAGAGUCCAAUCUCAUCGAUCUAAAGGAACACGCCUCAUCCCUUGCGUCUUCUGGCCUUAAGAAGGAUUCAAAGCUCAAGUCACUGGAGAUCGCCAUCGAGCAGAAAAAAGAGGAGUGUAGUAAGUUGGAGACGCAGUUGCAGAAGCAAGCUGAGCAGCUAUUCAGUCACAUGAACAAUCCUAAAUCUCACGAGGUGGAGCAGCAGUCGGGCUCCAGAGGAAACCCAGAGUACGUGGAUCGAGUGAAGCUGCUGGAGAAGGAGGUGAACUACUUUAAGGAUGAAGCCGGCAAGUCUCAGACGGAGGUGGAGAGACUCCUGGACAUCCUGCGAGAGGUGGAGACUGAAAAGAACGAUAAGGACAAGAAGAUUGCUGAGUUGGAAAGACAAGGAGGCAAAGACCAGACUAAGAAGGGUCCAAACAUAAAGCUGGGACCACAAGGAGACAAGAAAGGCUUAGGACAGGACCCUCGUAAGGACGGCUCCAUGGACAGUGGCCACCACCUAAAGCUGGAGGAGUUGAUGAACACGCUAGAAAGGACGAGGCAGGAGCUGGACGCCACCAAGCAGCGUCUGUCCUCCACACAGCAGUCGCUGCAGGAGAGGGACACCCACCUCACCAACAUGAGACAAGAGCGCAGGAAACAGCUGGAGGAGAUCCUGGAGAUGAAACAACAGGCUCUUCUGGCAGCCAUCAGUGAGAAAGAUGCUAAUAUCGCACUGCUAGAACUUUCCGCCUCGAAUAAGAAGAAGACCCAGGACGAGGUGCUGAGUCUCAAGAGGGAGCGGGACAAACUGAUGCACCAGCUCAAACAGCACACACAGAGCAGAAUGAAACUGAUAGCUGACAACUAUGAAGAUGAGCAAUAUCACCCACAUGGUCCUCACCACCCCCAGCCUCAGCCCCCGCACGCUCAGCCGCAGACGCAGCCCCAGUACCCCCAUCCUCCCCAUGCCCAGCAGACUCAAUACUCACACGCCACUCAUCCACAGCAUCCUCAGCAUCCUCAGCAUCCGCAGACCCCCCAACAGCACCCUCAUGCCCAGCAGCCACAAGCACAGUACCCUCACCCUCCUCAUCAGCAACACCCCCAGCAACAUCCCCAGCAGCACCCACAGCAUCCCCAACCGCCUCCCCAACACCAACAGCACCAACAGCACCCACGCCCCCCUCAGCCCCAGCACCCUCACCAACAGCACCCUCAGCACCCAGCACAGCACCCACACGGACAUCCCCCUAUGCAGCACCCUCACCCGCAGCACCCGCACGGUCCUCCCCAACAAGGGCCGCACCCCCAGCAUCCGCACCCGCAGCACGCCCAGCACCCGCAGCAUCCUCAGCACCCGCAGCACCCGCAGCACCCGCAGCAUCCUCAGCACCCGCAGCACCCGCAGCACCCACACCACGCCCAGCAUCCACGUCACCCGUCGCCACAUCAUCGUGGAGGGCCAGCCCGCGGACCCCCACAUGCUGGUCACCGUCCAACUCCAGACCAGGAUGAUGAGGAGGGCAUUUGGGCGUAAUCCUUGCUGUGAGAACCAAAGCUCUAAUGUUGUUUUGAGGGAUGAUUCAGUCACUACCGGAGGAGCACAGCCAUGCCAUGAUGUUGAAACACUACCCGACCAAACAUUUAUUAUCUUCACCAAAUCUCAGAUAUGUUUUUUCAUUUUGGGGGGGGAAGAGGAGGAUACACUCAGGUGUGCAGGUCACAUGAGAGACUGACUGCUCGGCAGGUGACCUGGGAUCUCUUUGUGAGAACAGGAACAGAUCAUCAUCCACUUCCUCCGCACACGAACACAGCUGCGGAACUGAGCAGGAUGGAAAGAGGCAGAUGUUGAAGUGCUCUGUGUGUCAGGUUGUCAUUCAGACAGGCAUGUGAUCAACAUGGCAGCUCUGCAUCAGAGGUCUCGCUAAGGUCACCUCUCCUGUCUCUUGCCUGUUGAGCGGUCAACCUCUUGAUCCUCCCAGCAGAGAUCUCAGAACUGUCAGACUGACAGCUCAGAAUCGUUUUAUGUUUCUUCAUCCUUCCUUCAAUCACUGGUUCAAGAUGAUGGUUGUGUCGCUGUGUGUUUCACCUGCCUGACUCACUCUUCUGGCUCUGGUUGGCUCCCCUGGCCUGACUCCGUCAUGGUUUCUCGAUCCUCACUGCCCUGCUGACCCACUUGGUGACAUCUGACAUCUGACUCUCUACCUGGCUAUCAUCAUCCGCAUCCUGCAGAGUCUCUUCUGUUGUUUUAUCAUCUGGUUGUGCCACAUCUUCUCUUUUACCUUUAUACACACCUCACCAUACAUGUCUUUCCAGAUAACCUCAUGUUCAGCAUGUCUAAUAAUGACGUAGUGUCCCUUUACUUGCUUUAUUCCCCAAACCCGAAGACAGCAUGUUUUAUUUCUUGUUGGCUAAAGAAGGACGAGCUUUCAGCUGACUGAUGGGCCUUUGGCCUUGCUUGCAGUGUCGAGGGGUUUCCUUGGCUGCAUGAGCAUGGCCCUCCAGUUCUUGGGCUUGUUUUAGCCUUAAGGAUGUGGUUGCCAUAGAUGUUUAUCUCCAUGUUACCUCAUUUUAAUCAGAAGUAGUCAAAAAAAGAAAAGAAUCAAUCUAUGCAGAUGUCAACGUAGAGUGAAUGCAUUUUUAUUUCCCCAUCCGUGCUCGAGUUUAGAGUAAUAAACCACCCGAUCUGAAUGGCCAAGAGAGAGGUCAGAAAAUAUUCACCAGAGUGUUUUGAGUUUCUGAGGCAAUGCACCUAUGCACCUCCUCUGUGUUGCAGGAAUUUCUACUAAUGGUGCUUCUGCUGGUGCUCGAACUAAAUGGUGUCAGAAGACCUCAUCAAGAGCAUAUUUUAGUCCUCUUACAGUCGAGGGAUUUGAUGCCACAGCGGACUUCAUACACAGCUGUAAAAGUCUUUGUAUAUAUACGAUUUGACAAUGGGGGCUUUGUGAGCAACAAUCACUUGGAGACCCACACAGAGGAGAUUCCCCUCUAUGAAUAUUACCGUCAUAAAUACCAUUAUAGACUACGAAGUGGGGGCUAUGUCCAAUAGAUGUUUUCCCUGCAGGUCUGUUUGUACCAUUGACACCCACAGUAUGCUCCCGCUCCCCUCACCCCUGUACAACCACCAGUAGUCUGUGAGACCUCCUGAAACAUAGUGACUUGUUUACUCCUUCUCAACAAGGUGGCCUGUGCCUCAUGAAAACUGUACACUUAUAUGAUAGAUAUGCAUAUAUUAUACAUAUAGAGAGAAAUCUAUAGAUUGUGUCUAUGCGUGGUCAGAAAAUCGUUACUGACGAGAUACUAUGUUUUUUUUCUCUUUCUGGUUAUUUUUCUAACUGGCUGGAGGUCGGGGAGAUGUCUUAUUUUGUGUUGAGUGGUGUGGUUUUGUUUCCCCUCUGAUUUUUACAUUGUGAGAAAACCCCUAAGCAGCAGCAGCAGCAAGUAACAUUCCCUGUCUGAAAAUACAGGACAGUCCAAAAGAGAAAAAAAGAGCUUUAAAGCAGUUUAUGGGAAAAAGAGAAUUAUAUCCAAAUCUAUUUAGAAGUUUAGAGAAGAUGACAUUACUACAUUCCUUUCAACAUGUGAAAACAACUCAGUUGAAGACCACCUGCCCUGUGGUAACAACUCAGAAGAAGAAAAAAAACACAGAAUUUUGCAGCUCACAUAAGUAGCAUUGAGAUUAUGUCUGCUGCACUCAGCCGACAGAAACUUGCACUUGUGAGUGAGGACUAUCUAAGUGGAGGUUUGAGUGACUCUGUCGGGAUGAACAUUUCUUUUGCGUGUUUGUCGUCGUCGUCUUGUGAACAGAAGUGGUGACAUGUGACCGUGGUUAAAAAGCUGAUUAACGUAGAAAAACCAACACACAUUGUUACAGUGUAGUGGAAAAAUUGAAUUAGACUGUUACUACCCCCCCUCCACUCCCUCCCCUUACUCUCAUGGUGCCUGUGUGUCUCCCUUAAAUGGCCAAGUGUUGAUUGUUGUAUAUAAACGUCUUUCCAUGUCCCCCCAUCUUCCUCAAACCGAGGGGAUACAUGCAUCAUUUCUACGUCUCUUGCUUCCACCGCGAACCUUCACGGCUCCUGUCACUGACCAAGAAUCAACAGAUGGUGUGAAACUUUAGUACGAAUGUUGAGAGAAGGGUCCUGAUUUGGAUUUUUUUUUCUUUUUUUCUUUUUCUCAAAAAAGAAGGGACGACAAUGCAAACAAGACAGAGGAGCGAAAAUCCUCUCACUUCACCAUCAGGGGGGCGGAGUACAAAUCCUCCAUUUUCAGGUCCUUAUCUACUGAAUACUUGAAGUAGGGGGUUCUCCUACCAUGAAAUAGCGUAUAUGAUUUACAUGGUAGACAACAUGAAACAUUUCAAUUGUGCCCAUGCAUGCUGAUUUUUACAUAACGUGCCAACUGAAAGUGACGAUGUAAGGAUAAUCUCCUGUUCUCUAUGCAGAGUGAUUUCUCAGCUGUUGUGUCAAACAGGUUUUGGGAGAAAUGGGGCUUAUAUGCUGGGGCUGGUUUCCUGGGCUUAGACUGAUCCUGGUUUGUGAAUGACUGACGUUGCACUCGGUGUGAGG
Messenger RNA from Paralichthys olivaceus (Japanese flounder), 6713 nucleotides. The record is from RefSeq and is a predicted model, not a curated record. NCBI's taxonomy places the organism in Eukaryota, Metazoa, Chordata, Actinopteri, Pleuronectiformes, Paralichthyidae.